This is a messenger RNA of Helianthus annuus (common sunflower), 585 nucleotides long. RefSeq lists its product as uncharacterized. The record is from RefSeq and is a predicted model, not a curated record. The transcript has a single exon. Bases 1 to 585 code for a protein of 194 amino acids. Lineage: Eukaryota; Viridiplantae; Streptophyta; Magnoliopsida; Asterales; Asteraceae.
AUGUCGGUUGAACAAGGCUUUAUAUGGUCUCAAACAGGCACCUUGGGCCUGGUUUCACUAGUUGAGUACAUUUCUUCUUUUAAUGGAUUUGCCUACAGUCGUGUCGACACCUCCUUGUUUAUCUUUAAACAACACGGAUGCACUAUGUACCUUUUAGUCUAUGUUGCUGACCUAAUACUUACAGGUUAUCAGGAAUUUGCUAUCAAAGACCUCGGCAAACUAAGCUACUUUUUGGGUCUUGAAGUUGUUUACACACCUAAUGGGUUGUUUUUAAGCCAAACUAAAUAUGUCCAUGAUAUUCUGGAGCGUGCUGUCUUUCUUGACAGCAAGCCCACUUACACUUCAUUAUCUCCAAAUGCACCCUUUGUUAAAGAUAGGGUCCCGUACAAGGACCUUACUAUGUAUACGUCUCUUCUUGGUGCUCUUCAGUAUAAGGACCUUACUAUAGCUAGCACCGCCGCUGAAUUUGUAUGGAUUUCCCAUCUCCUCCGUGAGCUUCGCGCUCUAUUUCCUAAUCAACCAACCCUCCUAUGUGAUAAUAAAAAUGUAAUCUUCCUCACUCAAAACUCGGUCUCCAACAAAUGA